This is a messenger RNA of Entelurus aequoreus (snake pipefish), 5158 nucleotides long. RefSeq names its product tropomodulin 1 (gene tmod1). The coding region runs from base 362 to 1495 and encodes 377 amino acids. The record is from RefSeq and is a predicted model, not a curated record. Gene Ontology annotation, molecular function: tropomyosin binding. The transcript is spliced from 12 exons. Gene Ontology annotation, biological process: myofibril assembly; pointed-end actin filament capping; muscle contraction. Gene Ontology annotation, cellular component: myofibril; striated muscle thin filament. NCBI's taxonomy places the organism in Eukaryota, Metazoa, Chordata, Actinopteri, Syngnathiformes, Syngnathidae.
CCUCAAUCCGCCAACGGAAGCCCAGGGUCGGGGGAGGCAACCUUUUGUUAUCCCGCUCCUGAACGGCACCAACUCCCGGUCUCACUUCCUGUGCCAGAGGGCAUGGACCGUGUCGUGUAGUGUGGGACUUGUGUUCGAUCCCCGGUUCCUUUGAGGAGCGCCAACUCAACGCCGCUCGGAGGGAACCAUAUCUGGUCAAAGUAUUCGGCGCUGCUGCUGUCACCCGGCCGGACCGUCCGGCUAUAAAUAGCGCCGGUGGAGGUUUUAUUCUUUCCCUCCCAGUGAAUGUGGGGUUUCUGCAGCCGCUGAGCCAACAUAUUGUCUUUCUCAUUUGAAGGAUUUUACUGAGGUGUGUUCCAUCAUGUCGGUGCUGAGGAAGGAGAUGGAGAAGUACAGAGACGUCGACGAGGACGAGCUGCUCAUGAAGCUCUCUGAAGAAGAGCUGCAGCGGUUAGAAAAUGAACUGGAGGAGUUGGACCCCGACAAUGCACUCUUGCCUGCUGGGAUGCGUCAGAAGGAUCAGACCAAGAAAUUACCCACAGGACAGUUUCAAAGAGGCAACCUGCUGGCUCAUCUGGAGAAACAAGCCAACGAACACCAAGACAGAGAAGACCUGGUGCCUUUCACAGGAGAGAAGAGAGGAAAGGCCUGGGUGCCUAAAAAGAUUGUCGACCCCAUCAUGGAGAAUGUGACCCUGGAGCCCGAGCUUGAAGAAGCUCUUGCCAGCGCUACUGAUGCCGAACUUUGUGAUAUAGCAGCCAUCCUGGGCAUGCACACGCUGAUGAGUAACCAGCAGUACUACGAAGCUCUGGCGAGCAGCAACAUCGUGAACAAGCAAGGCCUUAACAGCGUGAUCCAGUCCACUCAGUACAAACCAGUGCCUGAUGAGGAGCCCAAUUCAACUGACGUGGAGGACACUCUCAUGAGGGUAAAAAGGAAUGAUCCAGAGCUUGUGGAGGUCAACCUCAACAACAUCAAGAACAUUCCCAUCCCGACUUUAAAGGCGUACGCUGAAGCUCUGAUCAAGAACACGGUGGUGGAGAGGUUCAGUAUCGUUGGGACUCGAAGCAACGACCCAGUAGCAUUUGCACUGGCUGAGAUGCUCAAGGUUAACACAACACUAAAGAGCCUGAAUGUUGAGUCCAACUUCAUAACAGGGACUGGAAUCCUGGCUCUCAUUAAAUCGCUACAGUUCAACAGAACCCUACUAGAGCUCAAAAUUGACAAUCAGAGUCAGCCGUUAGGCAACAAGGUGGAGAUGGAGAUAGCCAGCAUGUUGGAGAAAAACACCACACUCUUGAGGUUCGGCUACCAUUUCACCCAGCAGGGCCCGCGCCUCAGAGGCUCCAACGCCAUGAUGAACAACAAUGACCUUGCCCGUGUUGUCAGGUCAGAGUCUGAUGGCUCCUUCACCCUCACUUUGUCUGUCCCUGAGCUGGAACGGGCCUUUGGGAAAAAGUUCAAGUCAAAGACUAAUGAGAAAGAGAAGGCUUGAAGGAGGACCCAUCCUCCCCAAGUGUCGGACAAAUGUGUAGAAACCGCCCCCGACCCUCCAUCACCCUGCUGGUUUGUUUUUUUGCCUUCCACCUGCCAUUUAAAAACAACAACAAAAAAACACUUCCCGACAGCCUCUACAGACCGCCUUGAACAUCAUCUCUUGGUUAUGCAAGUGCAAUUCAGGGUUCAGAGAAAAUACUUUUUGGACUUUUUAAGAAGGUGGAUAGUAAAGGAUGAAACCAGUGUAGUCCGCAGUAUCCACGCGUGCAUCCAAUGCAUGCGAAAAGAGAUGAUUCGUUUUUCAAUCAAUCAAAGUUUAUUUAUAUAGCCCUUAAUCACAAGUGUCUCAAAGGGCUGCACAAGGCACAACGACAUCCUCGGCUCAGAUCCCACAUCAGGGCAAGAAAAAACUCAACCCAAUGGGUUUUUGAAUGUUUAUGUGCUGGGAUGGAAACUAACCGCACAGUGCUGCCAUCUAGCGUCCUUUACUAGCAACUGCAGUGCCUUGACUCCUUGGACUGUUUGUGAUUGACGAUGGCUUCACAUUUUGAACAGUCACAUUUGGCAAUCCGUGUUUCUACUGUUGUGUUGAAUUAUCAUUAUUAGUCGUACGAUUGUUUUGCUGUAAAUGACGUGUUCUGAUGUUGUUCUUCACAUCUUUCUGCAAGUUUUACACUGUUUGUCCCAUCCAUAGCCAAAACCAAAGUGUCAGACCGCAAGAUAUUUAGUUUAUGACAUCCAAGAAUUAUGCCGUUUCUAACAGGCACCCAACAGUAACAAAUAUAUGACACUUAUUUGCCAUGUCACCAAAAAUGUGGAUGAUUUGGCAGAUAAUUUAACAUAAAUUCACCUGCACUGAUUUGGUUUUAGUAUCAACAUUGCGCUGCACCCGUCCUUCAAUGUUCACCAUGUGGCCCUCGCUGUAUUCAUUUUGGCCAUUUCUGGGUUCAGUGGCAGUUGUAGCUCAGUAUGUAAAAGUUAAAAAAAAGUACCACUGAUAGUCACACACACACUAGGUGUGGUGAAAUUACCCUCUGCAUUUGGCCCAUCCCCUUGUUCCACCCCCUGGGCGGUGAGGGGAGCAGUAAGCAGCAGCGGUGGCCGCACACAGGAAUCAUUUUGGUGAUUGAAGGCCAAUUCCAACCCUUACAGUCAGGGUACCCACACAACACACUAGGGGUGUUAAUUCCCAACUAAAAUCCAAGCCAAAAGUUUGGACACACCUUCUCAUUCAAUGCCAUCCAUCCAUCCAUCUUCUUCCGCUUAUCCGAGGUCGGGUCGCGGGGGCAGCAGCCUAAGGAGAGAAGCCCAGACUUCCCUCUCCCCAGCCACUUCGUCCAACUCUUCCCGGGGGACCCCGAGGCGUUCCCAGGCCAGCCGGGAGACAUAGUCUUCCCAACGUUUCCUGGGUCUUCCCCGUGGCCUCCUACCGGUCGGACGUGCUCUAAACACCUCCCCAGGGAGGCAUUCGGGUGGCAUCCUGACCAGAUGCCCGAACCACCUCAUCUGGCUCCUCUCGAUGUGGAGGAACAGCGGCUUUACUUCUCACCCUAUCUCUAAGGGAGAGCCCCGCCACCCGGCGGAGGAAACUCAUUUCGGCCGCAUGUACCCGUGAUCUUGUCCUUUCGGUCAUAACCCAAAGCUCAUGACCAUAGGUGAGGAUGGGAACGUAGAUAGACCGGUAAAUUGAGAGCUUUGCCUUCCGGCUCAGCGCCUUCUUCAUCACAAUGGAUUGAUACAGCGUCCGCAUUACUGAAUACGCCGCACCGAUCCGCCUGUCGAUCUCACGAUCCACUCUUCCCUCAUUCGUGAACAAGACUCUGAGGUACUUGAACUCCUCCACUUGGGGCAGGGUCUCCUCUCCAACCUGGAGAUGGCACUCAACCCUUUUCCGGACGAGAAAUUCAAUUAAUUCAGUGUGUUUUCUUUAUUUUCAUGACUAUUUACAUUGUAGAUUGUCACUGAAGGCAUCAAAACUAUGAACAUGCGGAGUUAUGUACUUAACAAAAAAAAAAGGUGAAAUAACCGAAAACAUGUUUUAUAUUUUAGUUUCUUCAAAAUAGCCUCCCUUUGCUCUGAUUACUGUUUUGCACACUCUUGGCAUUCUCGCGAUGAGCUUCAAGAGGUAGUCACCUGAAAUGGUUUUCACUUCACAGGCGUCAUAGUUUUGAUGCCUUCAGUGACAAUCUACAAUGUAAAUAGUCAUGAAAAUAAAGAAAACGCAUUGAAAUGAGAAGGUGUGUCCAAACUUUUGGCCUCUACUGUAUGUUUUAUUCUUUUUUAAUUUUACAAUACAAAUAUUGAGAGAGCUGAAAUUGAACGUUAUGUAUCACUUUUCUCGGACGCUCCUACAAAGUUGUGUAUUUUUCCUUUUCUUCUCUUACCCCAUCUUGGCUCCCAAAUUCUGAUGCCGUGUGUGUGUGUGUGAAAACAUAAAGAGCUUAAGCCACCAACUUUAGUUGAACACACACAAUUAUACACUUUUGUCGCUCUAAACCAGUUAAAUCCCAGCAAACAUCUCUCUUUUGAAAGCCUCUCCGGGAUUUCUGCAAUGUUGUGACGGCACUAAUUCUAAUUUGAAUGUGUCUCCACAUCACGUCUUUGUUUAAAUUGACAGAUAUGUCGACUUGCCCCUGAGCAAACGCCGACCCAUAUCUAUAACUGUCUGGGUUAGGUCACUUUGAACUUUCCCAAACAACUUCUAAUCAAAACAAAUAUUACAAGUAACUUGUAUUGCUUUAAUCAGGUGACAUUGUUGACUUAUGUUUAAGUCUAACCCCUUGCCUGGUAUUUUUUCUUUUUUGUUUAUAGAGUGUUGAUCCUUAAUGCAGCACCUCUACAUUUUCAUCUUUUUUUAUUUACUUGAUCUUACAAAAAUGAUCUUAUACGACAGCUGGCAGCUAAUCACACACAAACAUGGAAUUCUGAUCAGGAAGAUUCACGGUAUUAAGCUAAGGUUUUAAUAAAUGAAGUUCAGCUUUUGAAGAAGUUUAAUUGGAUACUGCAAGUUCUUUAUUUCACCAAAUGACUAAGUAGAUAACAUAGACAUAGACUUAGACAAACUUUAAUGAUCCACAAGGGAAAUUGUUCCACACAGUAGCUCAGUUACAAAGGAGGGAAAGUGUAAGGAUGGAAAGGACAAUGCAGGUAUAAAAUAGACUAAAAAUGUACCAUAGUAGCAAUAUAACAUAUAUGUAAUAUUUACAUAAUAUAUGUACAGUAUAUGAUAUAUACUGAUAUAUUAUAUGUUUAUAUCAUAUAUACAAUAUAUAACAAUUACCAUGUACAAUAUUACAGUAUAUGUAACAGCUGCAGCAUAAAAUAGAGAGGAACAUCAGGAAUUUAUUAGGAUAAGGAGGGAAUAGCAGCUGCAAUCGUGCAGGAAAUUGAACGCGCUAAUAGCUGCUAACAGGACACAUUUACAUUUUUCACUAACAUACAGGGAUGAGAAUCUCAUUUUUGGUGACAUUUAAAGAAAAACGUUGUGACUGCUGAGCAAAUAUGAAUUACGGAUGUAAACAUUUGUUAUUUAACUGAGUGACACUUGCAGCGUUUGUGUUUCCACAUGUUCUUCCCAUCUGCAUCCUUUUUAUAGCAUCAUAGGAUUUGAUUAAAGACGUGUGUUAGAUAGUUCACAUCUUUUGGUUUGGUUUUUGAAAUA